GGAUGCUCAUACCUUAGUUAUUGAAAGCGAAAUGGAAAAUUGUUUCACUGAGAUGUUUAGGAUUUCGGUCGUCUUUAUUUAGUUUAGCUGCAGCAGUAGGUGAAAUGCCAAUUCACUGCACGCAAGAACUACAGGAAAGCAAUCCAAUGUCUUGGUUGCCACAACCACAGUCCUCUCGUUCCCAGGUUUCUGCUGAAUGGCAGCAAACAGUGCCGGCGUUUAUGCCAUGGACGCACGUAAACGCUGAAGCAGUGCCAUUCCCAGCUGUAGAGGGCUGCACGCCCUCUGUUCCGUGUCAGCAGUUUGGGCGGGAAAGCCAACCAGUGUUGUGCCGCUCCAAACUCGACAAUGUGUUCGGCAUUCCAGGCGUAGUGUCGACUCAGCCGAUUAAUCAUAACGCAAGCAGACACCUGACUACUGCAUCACUGAUUCAGUGCUGCCCGCUUCCUACUCGGCAAGAACAGUUUCGUAGUGAAGGCGAGCCACCACCACCAACAGUUGUGCCCGGCCCUGUUCAUCUAAGCACAGUCAUCUCUGAACCACGCGCAGAUCUCGUGCAACGAGUGCCGACAAUGAGUGGCCCGUGGUCAAGCUUACUAGCACCCUCCUACACGGACAGUACAUCGUCGCUGUCGACGAAUCCUGAGGGCGUGUACACGACAGCGUGGCAUCAACACGAGAGCAUGGUAACUGCAUCAAGUGGCAGCCACGAGGUGACGCCACCGUUCAUGGCGACGCACGCAAGUCGUCCCGCUGCAAGCUCCAUUGAGAUUGAUCAUCAACUGAGCCAGGACGCACCAGUGUCGUCGCGGUGCGCUUCACCGCCCUACAUGCACGGCGGGUAUCAUGUGGGAAGCAGUGGCCGGUUCGUCUACAAUAAAGACUGGUGGAAGGACAUUCCAUCAUGCAGCUAUUCUCCAAGAAAACAGAAACGGAAAAAAAAUGAUGACAACUUCUUUGUUGGAAAUUCUGAUGGUCCACCAAGAAAGGUACUAGUCAACGAGGAGCGAAUGGCUUCACGCAUGCAGCAGAUGCACAUAGACAGCUCAUCAUUCUCGUCUUCUCUCUCGUGCGGCCAUGCUGCGUAUCCCAACAAGAUGUCUGGCAAGGAUAUCCUCGAUGAGAUUAAUGAGAGAUUGGUUUUAACUAGUGACGAGGAAGAGGAUGAUGUGGAAAAAGCUGCAGGUCUGAAGUUGAAGCUUUCUGAACAGUUGAAAAAGACACUUGCCGUGCAGGAACCGAUCAUACCGAGGAAAUUACUUGAUAGAGUGAAAAGACCACAUGAUUCAAUGCAAUUGGUGUUGUGGCAGCCUAACAACGUGGUAAAUCUAAAGACAUCUUCCAGUCCUACCGUACAGAAUGGAUAUGACAGGGAGCUUUCAAGUCAGAAUGAGAAAAGCCAGCCACCGCAAGGUGCUGUUUCUAGUCUUGCUGAUGAUUCGCUUGCCAGCAUGGAGACAUGGAUGCAUGAAGUAGAUGCCCAAUCUCACACUGCCGGGGAAUUGGAGUCACAGCCCCCGCCGGGAUUCAUAAAUUCACUUGCAGAGAUGCAGCCAGCGUUGUUGGACCCAGCAACUCAAGCCCAGCUUGCAUUCCAAUUGUCGCCGGAAGCAACCAACAAUAACACACUACCUCUGGCACAUACAUUGUGUCUCAUGCCAGCAUUGUCCGUGCCUGUCCAACCUCCACUGCCGGCCGUACAAACAGAUGCUGAUGAUGAAAUGGAGUUGUGACGCACAUGGAUGUGAAUGGCCAACGGUGUUGUAAAAAUGUGAAUGAAGCCACACCUAGGACGAAUUUGCAGAAUGAGAGCUAAGCAGUGCUGCAGUUUGCUUCAUAUAAUAAUCGGAUGCAUGUGGGCUGUGGAGCAAGUAGCCGCAAUAUGGACAUGAGAUAAAUUUCACAAUAAUAAAGCUAAAGUGCUAAGCAGCCUAGUUGCACUUCAUCUCUUUUACAUAAUCUCGUAAUAAUAAAUCUUUCAUAUUUAAUCGUGUGUAUUGUAUAUACUUGUAAAAACAUCAAAUAUAUAGCUAAAAGUUUCUGUGGUCGUGGAAAUGUUUGUGCGAGUUUUUAGACUAUAGAUGGCGCCAUGAGAUAAUAUCGGUUAUCAAUGCCAAUGUUGGCAGCAGUGGGCUGUUGGACCCCUUGGACCCUGUUGGAAAGUUUUCGUAAUUUGUAGUAAUUACUUGUAAUGUGACGUAGAACACGUAGUUGUUUUACAUAUGUAUAUGCACAGGUUCAGUUGUAAAUUUAAGUGGGUAUAACUCUUCUAUUCUAGGAAGCCGUACUUGUUAUUGCCUGCCUACCCAUUUUGUCACCUGCAAGUCUGGUCUUGGAUUUCAAAAAAUGCUAUCAGCAAAAACAUCUGGAAUAAAACUAUACCACGAAAGAAA
This is a messenger RNA of Priapulus caudatus, 2393 nucleotides long. RefSeq lists its product as uncharacterized. The coding region runs from base 105 to 1733 and encodes 542 amino acids. Lineage: Eukaryota; Metazoa; Priapulida; Priapulimorpha; Priapulimorphida; Priapulidae. The transcript is spliced from 9 exons. The record is from RefSeq and is a predicted model, not a curated record.